GGCGCACUUUCGCGCAGGCGCAGUGAGUGGGGAAUGUGGAGUGUCAUGGCUGUUUGAAAGUAACGGAAGUGCCGCGAGCUGAAGAGUGGGCACGCGAUGGGUGGAAAAAACAAACAGCGAACCAAAGGCAAUGUGCGGCCAUCCAGCAGUGGUAAAGCAGCUGAGCUGCUGGCUAAAGACAAGGGAGCAGUUCCAGGCUUUCUUGGUUUUGGAGCCAGCCAGAAUGAAUUGGGUUAUGUCCCUGCACACCAAGGCUUAGAAGAAGUGGAUAAUUUGGUGGAUGCUGACUUCCGAAUGGUUCUGCGCAAAAUGUCAAAGAGAGACGCAACCACAAAAUUAAAAGCUGUACAAGAGUUUGGGACAAUGUGCAAAGAGAAACACCCUGAGAAUAUAAAAGGAGUUCUUCCCUAUUGGUCAAGGAUUUACUGCAAAAUUUCUUUGGACCAUGACCGUCGAGUUCGAGAAGCAGUACAGCAGGCAUUUGAAUCUCUCAUCCUUCAAGUGAAGCGGAACUUAGCACCUUAUUUGAAGACCAUUAUGGGGCACUGGCUUAUUGCUCAGUGUGAUACCUACAAUCCGGCAGCCUCAGCAGCAAAAGUAGCAUUUCAAGUUGCUUUUCCAUUAAAUAAACAACCAGAGGCUGUUGCUUUUUGUAAAGAAGAAAUAAUGAAUAUUCUAUUUGAUUACAUCAUGAAGGAAAGUCCAGAGACCCUCAGUGAUCCACAAAGUGUUCCUGAGGAAGAAAGGGAAGGCAAAUACCUAAGGGUUGUUACAAGCUCACUGUUGGCUCUGAAAAAGCUGCUUGAUCUUCUCCCUGAAAAUGAGAGCGUUGCCCUGAAAGACAGACUGAUGGAACUUCUAUCACAGUCCAAGUUCUGGAAAUACAGCAGACAUAAAACUCCACAGAUCCGUUCAGCUUUCUUUGAAUUAAUUAUUGCUUUUUGCCAAUAUUUGCCUGAGCUGAUGAAGUUUGAAGCUGCAAGAGUGUGUCCUGCAGUGCUACUGAACAUAGAUGAUUUGGAUCCAGUGGUAUGCCCUUCUGUCUGGGCAGCAGCACUUUAUGUGCUCACCUGCAUUGAGGAUUGCUGGGCCUAUGUAAAUGCAAAGAAAGGAGUUUUGCCAAAACUAUGGACAGUUCUUAAAGAAGGUGGCCGUGGCUUGGCUACUUUUGUCUAUCCAAGUCUUUUACCAUUUAUCAGCAGGUUACCUGAAGAAAUAAUUGGAUCCAAGAUAGAGUUUUUCACCGUGUUCUUCAGCAGCUUUAGCAAGGGAUUACUGAGUGAGCGUGCCUUGAUGAGCUGCACUGAGAGUUCAGCAAUUGUAUCAGCUUUUAUGGAAUGUUUGCGCUUCACUCUACACCAGAAUCUCGGAAAGGCUGAGGAUCAGCAGAAACUCCAACAGAUGCUCAUAAAUGAACAGCUACUACCUCUUUUACAUUCUGCGUUGAAGAAUCCCAAACUGCAAACCAACACUUACUCCCAACUCGCAGACACCCUGGCCUCGUGGGAAAGACACACUGAUAAUCCAGAUAUAGAAGAGUGGGCUGAUGCAUACAAAAGACUAUUAUCUGAUUUUUGGGUUGGUCUUUCUCAAGCCUGCAUGUUUCAGCUAGGCAGUACAGAAGCUGAUAAAAAUUUAUUAGAAGGAGUUUCUUCUUUGCUCAAAUGCUUGAGAAAGCCUGACAGCGCUACAAAACAAUCUGUGAAAAAGAAAGGAAAAAUCAGGUUUAUUGACGAAGAAGAAACUGAGAAUCACAACAUCAAUGCUACCAAUCGUCUGGAAGAAUUAACUUUUGGAACUAAGAACGCUUUGGAGUCUGAAAAUUUGGGGGAUACUUCCAAACAAUUACAGGACAACCAUCCUGCCAGAACAGUCCCUUUGGAAGGCCUAGUCUGUGAACUUGCCAAACUGAGCAUGACCUUUAUUAAUGAACAGAACUCUGAAGUGCAUCUUACAUUUUUGACUACAUUGGUUAGCUCAUUUCCAUCAAGGAAGCUAUUUACUACUUUGCUGGAAAAUGACAACCCAGGGAGUGCUGAAACUUUCCUUGAAGCAAGUAAUGAAGUGAAAACGAUGGCAAGUAACCCUGCUAUACAGUUUCUGAUUCAGAAACUACUCAUCUGGAUGAAAGAAUCUAGAACUGACUUAAAUUGUUUGGUUGAUAUGCUCUACAGUGUUCUUCAUUGCUGCCAUAACAAUGAAAGGAAGAUAAUACUGAAUCAAAUCUCUGAGAUGGAACAGGGGUGGCUCAUCUUGUCUCACACUAUACAAAAGGCAUGUGUGGAUCCAAUCAAGUAUGCAGCUAUUUCUGAUUGGUUGAAAGGAGAAGUACUGGGAGAGAAGCUGGUCUUAUUAACAGACAAGCUCUGUGCAAUGGGAGUAACAAGUUCUUGGCCAAAAGAUACUCACUCACAUAGCUGGAUGCUGCUUAGUCUAGCUCUAUCUAAACAUAUCAAUAAUGAUGCUGAUCUGCAUAAACUACAACAAACCUGGUUGCUGGGAUUAACUUCACUGAUCAAUCAACAAAACGAAAAUUUUAGAAAAUGUGGUUUCUUUCAUAGCUCUGCAACAUGGCUGAAAAGUCAAGUCCAAACAUCAACACUGGAUGUGAAGAGCCUCCAGAUGCUGCUUUCCUGCACUUACACGCUUCUUGAUAAGCUGAAAGCUGCUCAACCUCAACCUCUUCAUCAUCUCAUAACAUUAAUUGAAUGCAUGGUUCCAAACCAUUCUGAAUGGGAAAACCUGAGGCAGAAACUUUCUCCACAGUGGCUGAGUAAAGUGUUGCUGAUGGAGCAGCUGAGUCUGAACAGUGAUGCAUUGUGUGCUGGCAAUGAUAUUUACUCUUCUGACAAGAUACCAAAUCAUUUGUGUACUACAGCUUUAUUAAACCAAGUGCUAUUACAGAUACUAGAAGCCGAUAUCUUUAAAGGACAGGAAGAAAUUCAUUCGGUCAUACCUACAUCACAAAUUGCUGCAGAAAUGUUGUACUCCUUGCAGUGGUGUGAAGAAAUGAAAGAUUUUUGUCCUACCAUUUCUAAGUACCAUGAACUGCUCCUUCAAUUUGAUAUUACACGUGAAAGACUGAGGAAUGCCUGCAGCACAUUGUGUGAAACUCUCUUUAGCAGAUUCAUCAAAACAAUGAACUGGGUUAUGCUCUUAGUAAUCUUCAGUGGUGGUGUUGACUAUUAUUUGGUCAUUAAACAGGACGCAGAAUAUAGAAUCAGAUCAUUACAGAGUGGAUUACUCUGGGCUUUAACUGCAUCUCAGUUUAUCACCCAAACAAAGAUGGAUGGCAGUUGCGACCUGAAACAACUGUACAUCACAGUGGAGAGAUUUUUCCCUUUGACUGAGGCAAGCCUGCACACAAUUCAGAGCAUUGCUCCAUCUCUUCUCCAGGACGAUAAAAAUAUCCUUGUGACGCAGUAUGCUGCAAAACUUUCUAUAAGCAAGAGUACAGAUAUCACCAGUAUUGAUGGAGGGUUUGGAAGUCUUGUUGUUAUAAAUAGCUGCCUACAGCAUGGAACCAAUGUGGAUGAUCAUCUUGUGGAUGACCAGUUAUUUAUACAUGUAUUAAAUACAAUUAUGGAAUGGAGAAAUUAUGAAGAAGAAAUAUUUUUGUUUGACUGCACUUUAAAGCCCCCUGAGCCUAAUCUACUUGGAAUCAACGUAGAAAUUCUACGCUUUCUGAGAUUGCUGAUCAAACAUUUACCAACUUCAGUAACAAGUGAACAGUGGGACUUCAUCAUGUGCUCUAUUUUGACAUGGUUGGAGGCUAUGAGUGAAACAGUAUCACUUGACUCCAAGCCGUUGGUGCUGCAUUUUGUUUGCCAGAUUUGUGGUAUGCUAUCGGACCUUUGCUACAUGUUUCAGACAAUGACACCAGAAAUAAGUAAGACUCUUCCUGAUAACCUUGCAAACGAAUGGGACAACUUCUUUGUGGAAGGAGCAUAUGGACAGCUGUUACCGCUAUUCUUAAAAAUUGCAGCUGAAUGCAAAGGAACCAUUCUGCUCCCCUCAAUGUGCCUGUUAAAAGCCUUAGGUGAAGCUUCUGCACUUAUUCCAUUGAAGCAGCUGAUGAACCACAGUCUACCAGCUAAAUUCAUUGCUGGUCAGAAAACUAAUUUACCUGAUAAACUUCAAUCAAUUCUGAACACAUUGGCUCCAUUGCUGCUCUGCAAGGCUAGGCCUGUGCAAAUUACAACCUACCAUAUAUUGCACAAGUUAAUGUCAGAGCUACCUGCCUUUGAUCAUGAACAUCUGAAUUCUUAUGAUGACAAUGGGAAUGACGAAGAACAUGCUUUAUCACCACCUGCAGCACUUAUGUCAGUAAUUGGUACUCAGGAGGCAGAUUUGGAGAAUAUUUUCUGUAACAUUCCAGUUGGAGAGUACACAGAUAUUGAGCCACUAAGUGAAGCUUACUAUUCCAUUCUGGGGUACCUGCUUGCAUGGAAGCUGCUUCUCAUAUUUUUCAAAGCAUCACCGUCUGAGUUGCGGGCUAUAUAUGCAACUUAUCUUCGUAAGAGUAAAUGUUUACACAAAUUACUGCAACAUCUCUUCAGACUGAUGCCAGAAAAUCCAACUAUUCCUGGACAGAUUACUGAUUCUGCCAGUAAAGGGUUACGGACACUAUUCAGUGAGAAACAUGUCAUCCUUCUCCAAGAGACAGAAACCUUAAACACAGAAGUUUCCAUGUUGGCUUGUGCUGUAUAUUAUAGCGUUUUGGAAGAUUUGCCAGCCACGGUUCGACUUUGGUGGAAUAGUCAAGACAAGCGUGUGUCCAGUACAGUGGAUAAAUACACCAGCAGAUAUGUCAGCAGCAUUCUUUCUUCACAGGAAAUUUCAGCUGUGCAAUCCAGUACACAAACGUUCAAGAGCAUGGUGGUGAAAGCUCGUCCUGUAGCCCGAGAGGUACAUGCUACCUAUUCUGUGGAUGAUAUAUUCAUUGAGCUUAUCAUACAGUUACCAACAAACUAUCCUCUUGGGUCAAUUACUGUAGAAAGUGGGAAACGAGUUGGUGUGGCUGUUCAGCAGUGGCGCAACUGGAUGUUGCAGCUAAAUACAUUUCUUAAUCUUCAGAACGGCAGCAUCAUGGAAGGUCUUGCAUUGUGGAAGAGCAAUGUGGAUAAACGGUUUGAAGGAACUGAGGAAUGCAUGAUCUGCUUUUCAGUAAUUCAUGGUUCUAACUAUUCGCUUCCAAAGAAAGCCUGCAGAACCUGCAAAAAAAAGUUCCACUCAGCCUGCUUGUACCGAUGGUUUACUUCCAGCAACAAGUCUUCAUGCCCACUAUGUCGAGAGAUGUUCUUUUGAGACAGUUUGGCUUUUCUCCUCAUAUUGCCACUGCAUAGUGGAGUCUAAGAGAAUUGCAGUGAUGAAGUGCAUCAAUCAAGGGCUUUAUGAUGGUCAGAAAUUGGCAAUAUUUGAAUAUCACAGCAGAAACUUUUUUUUAAUAUGGUUAGCCUCUAAUACAAAACAGUAAUCUUGAAGUAUUUGUGUCAACAUUUAAAAGACAUCAGUAAUUUUCCACAAUUAAAUUUAUCAAUGAAAUGAAUGGCAGUAAAUAUAAUUGUUUCCCUCCCUCCCCGCAUUUAUUUUAAGAGAAAGCCCCUCUUCUAUCCAUCCCCAUGCUCCAAUUUGUCUUCUGCUUCUAUAUGUUCAUUGGUUCUAUUGUGGAUCAGCUACUGGGAAAUAAAUGCAUAAGAGUUACUUUAGAAUGACUCUCCUUUUAUCUCCUCCCAUAUUGUGGGAUAGUGCCUGGUUUUUACUCAGCAAUAGGUGAUCAGACAUGCAAACUAUCACACCACCUAAUAAAACAAGGUGGUUUUAAAAUCAUUACUGUUAAUUUCUUUGUAAUAUAAAAUAUUCUGUGACAGGAAUCUUAUUCAGCAGUAAAAUUGUAAAUAAUGAAUACAUAGUGUUAAUGCGUAAUCCCUGCACCAGUCAAUUUUGUUUUAUCUAUAGUUUUAAGUCUCUUCAAUCUCAUACAAUUGUCACCUGUAAAGAGUGGUGUUCAUACUAAAAUUAUACUGGCUAUCAAUUAUAAUACUUGAUUAUUGCUGAACAAAUGGUCCAGCUUUUUUCCUCCAGAACAAACAUUGGAAUUGUCAAUUGUAAUCUGCGCCACUGCGAUAACCUGUUUGUAUGCAGGACUACCACUUUAUAAGUACUGUGCAAUGGGGUGUGAGGUUACACAUGCUUAAAUCUUUCAUCUAAAAUUCCUCUGCUCUUUCAGCAGAAAUGAUAACUCACUUAUUUUGAAUACAUUAGCAUUUCAACUAGCAUAGAGAGAGAAAUUUCAGCUAUCAUGCAUUGAAAUUCCAUGGCAAUGUUUUAAGACCUAAUUUCUUAGGGUAAUUAUGGGAUUUUAAAAUCAAAAGCUGAAUUUAAAUAGCGCUUUUCAUAACUCUCAGAUAUUCCAAAACAUUUCACAUUUAAGGAAUUACCAAAAAAGUGGAAUGGCUUGGUAAUUUGGUAGUCAUUUUGUAAUGGCAAAGUUCCAUGAACAACAAUUGUACAUAUGUCCAGUCACCUUGUUUUAUUGGCGACAGUUGAGGGAGGAAUGCUGACCAAAACACUAAGAGAAUUCCCAAUUCCUCUUUCGAGUAUUGCCAGCCACAAUUUUAACAUCUCAUAUUUUAAUAUCUACUCUAAAGGACGUGACUUCCAACAAUGUAGCAUUGAUCAAUAUUACCCUGAAAUGUUGGCCUAGAUUGUGUGCCCAAGUCUUGGCCUGGGACUGUAGUACACAAUUUUCUGAUACAAAAGCAAAAGAGUAUCAACUGAGUCAAGUUGACACAACAAACAAAAUCACAAUUAAACCCAUUUUUACAAGU
This is a messenger RNA of Carcharodon carcharias (great white shark), 6830 nucleotides long. It is a transcript of the gene ltn1, whose product is annotated as listerin E3 ubiquitin protein ligase 1. Gene Ontology annotation, molecular function: zinc ion binding; ribosomal large subunit binding; ubiquitin protein ligase activity. The coding region runs from base 97 to 5307 and encodes 1736 amino acids. The record is from RefSeq and is a predicted model, not a curated record. The transcript is spliced from 30 exons. Lineage: Eukaryota; Metazoa; Chordata; Chondrichthyes; Lamniformes; Lamnidae. Gene Ontology annotation, biological process: rescue of stalled cytosolic ribosome; ribosome-associated ubiquitin-dependent protein catabolic process. Gene Ontology annotation, cellular component: cytosol; RQC complex.